UGCUGUUUACACGCAACGAAGAAAAUGAUGUAAUUUGUCUAGCCUUCGUCGCCUUCGUUACAAAUAUUGUAUUCGCGAUGUUUCGUCUUUGUUUCACCGAUGUGUUAAGAACAUUAAAUAAUCAAAAUGUAGCUUCUCAGAGGUUUACCCUAUCCAGUCUUAAGUAUUACCAAAUAAGUUUUUGCCAUACAGCACCUGCUGAAACAGUCGUUCAUCACGGAGCCCAAGGAACCGGGAGAAAUUUGCAUCCUGUCCAAGCAAGAGCUAUCAUCAAUCAAACAUUUGUUUCAGUUUCACAUAAACUGAAACUUCCUUCGCUUAAAGCCAGUUUACACUACAGUUCCAAUCCAUGGCAAAGGAAACUCCAUGUGGAAGACUGUAUUAACUCUUAGAUGGCCAGAAAAACUAAGUUUUGAAGCAAUAGGCAGGAAUAAAAAAGAGGCAGAAGAACUUGUUGCCCAACAAGCUUUGACUGUUCUGCAUGAUUCCAAGAUUAUUUCACCUAGUGGAAAGUUGUUGUGUGAACUAAGCACACAUAGGACUCUUCAGUCAACAGAUAAACUAACUAUUAUCAAUGAUGAUGCAACAGCAGAUGCUAGUGGAUCUUGUAUUAAACAAGAGGAAAUGGCAGCGAUUGAGGCAAAAUUUCCCAAUUUUAAAUCAACCUUGCUUAAUUGUUUUAUGAAGGUUUCAAAUCACAUGAAGAACGCCAAUUUUAUCGCUCGACCGGCUUUCAAGCGUGUGAAAAAUGGAUCAAUUUCCGACUGGCAAGCAAGCUAUAGCUUGAAAUGGCCUGAGCCAAAGGAAUUUUCAGGAAUCGGAACAAAUCGGGCUGAAGCUGAAAAAUUAGCGAUUCUCUCUGCACUUCAUUGGUUGACGGAAAAUAAUUUCUUGCAUCAUAAUGGCUAUCCUAUUUUAUAUUCCAAUGAAGAGCUCAGUAAAAUGAAAAGCGCUGUAACAAGUCCUGCUAUUGUCAAAUUACCUCCAGCAUUGGUGAAUGAGCUUGACGAAAUUCUGAAUGAUUUCAAAAAAAUAAAGCCGUUAAUGGAUGAGGAUCGAAUGUUCUUUGAACGAGAAACUGCAGCCGCAAAUAGCUUGAUUUCAGAAGAUGAAAAGAUGAUGGAGGAGAUUGACGAGGAACGUGACGUGGAUGAAUCCGUUGACAAUAUACCUACAUCGUCAAGUAAUGAAUAUGGAUACAAUAAAGAUGAUGAAUCAUCAGUUGAUCCAAUUACCGGACGUAAAGUCCUACCGCUAAGCUCUGCGGAGAUCAAGCUUUAGUAGUGAAACUAGUUCGUUGU
This is a messenger RNA of Daphnia magna, 1301 nucleotides long. RefSeq lists its product as uncharacterized. The transcript has 6 exons. NCBI's taxonomy places the organism in Eukaryota, Metazoa, Arthropoda, Branchiopoda, Diplostraca, Daphniidae. Bases 367 to 1281 code for a protein of 304 amino acids. The record is from RefSeq and is a predicted model, not a curated record.